Molecule: messenger RNA, 5608 nt
Organism: Acipenser ruthenus (sterlet)
Lineage: Eukaryota; Metazoa; Chordata; Actinopteri; Acipenseriformes; Acipenseridae
Product: sarcoplasmic reticulum histidine-rich calcium-binding protein-like
Exons: 5
Coding region: 128-3499 (1123 amino acids)
Cellular component (GO): secretory granule
Source: RefSeq, a predicted model, not a curated record
AGCUGGAGACCAUCGCGCUGUGCAGUCACAGUGGAAGCAGACGCAGCGCUUGUUGGUUCGUUACUAGUGAAAUCUUAGGAAAAAAUCCAGAUCGUACGAGGAAGAGGAAGAACUGCGCUGUACCAUUAUGAAGCUCUCAAUUCUUGUUGCUGUCUUUUUAUCUGUAUUGGGAGUUAUCACACCUGUUCCAGUUGGGAAGGAGGGAAGAAGAGAGGACUUGGUGACCCGAUGUAUCGUCGAAGUCUUUUCCAAUGCACUUUCCAAACCAAACGCUCCUCUUGUUGAUCCAGCAUGCAAAGAAAUUCUAAAGACAAGUGCAAAACAUGAGAUGACGGAAAAGAAGAGUAAUGAAGAGCUUGUGAAUUUUGGGGAUUUUGGCAACCAUAAACAAGAACCUGAAGAGGAGUUAAAGAGAUAUCUGGAGGAGCCUAACCUAAAGGAGAAAGAGUUGGAGGAAAAAAGAAGCUUUCAAGAUGACGAGGAUCAAAGACAUGUCAAAGAGAGCGAGGAGAAACGACACCACACAGCAGACAAAAGAAGUGAGGAGACCAGCAGUCAAGAAGAAAAAAUGCACUAUGAUGCGGAAGACAAAAGGCAUUAUUCAGACAGUGAAGAAGAUGAAAUCAGAAAACGUAACCACCAUACAGAAGUUGAAGAAAAGAGACAUACAAGUGAGGAGUAUCCUCUGGAUCUGAGUGAGGAGUUGGAUAAAAUAUCUCAUCAUGGUCAUAAUAAGAGAAGUGGGGAGGAAUCUAUUGAAGAGCAGGCUCAUGGGGAGCAUGAUCAGGAGAUGAGAUCAGAAGAAGAGGAGAGCGAUGCAAGAGAAAAACGCAGAUACAGAAGUCACAGACACUAUCAUAGAAAACACAAAAGGAACUAUUCCUCUGAAGAAAAGAGAAGCAAAGAGUCAGACGAGUCUAACAAGUCUAAAGAGGAAGACGACAAACGACGCCACAACGAGAUUAGAAAUUUUCCAGAGGGAAGCUAUGAAGAGUGGUCAGAUAAGAGACAUCAUUCUGAAGAAAAGAGACACCACACUGCUGAGAAAAGACACCAACCUGAAGAAAGUGAUGAAGAUGAUGAAGAGCAGAAACAUCACCAAAAGGAAAAUAGACAUUAUUUUGAAGAAAGUGAAGAAGAGAAAAGGCAGCACAGUUUUGAAAAAAGACACCAUUCCAAGGAAAGUGAGGAAGAAGAAAAACACCACCACAGUGAAGACAAGAGACGCCAUUCUGAAGAAAAUGAAGAGGAAGAGGCAAAAAGACACCAUGAAGAAAAGAGACAGGUCUCUGAAGUAAGAGAAGAGGAAAAAAGACACCAUUCUGAGGAAAGUGAAGAGGAGGAGGAAAAGAGACACCAUGAAGAAAAGAGACACAAUUCAGAGGAAAGUGAGGAGGAUGAAGGGCACCAUGGCUUUGAGGAAAGACACAAUUCCAAGGAAAGCAAAGAGGAGGAGGAAAAACUACACCAUGAGGAAAAGAGACACCAUGAGGAAAAGAGACACCAUGAGGAAAAGAGACACAAUUCAGAAGAAGGUGAAGAGGAUGAAGGGCGCCAUGACUUUGAGAAAAGACACAAUUCCAAGGAAAGCGAACAGGAGGAAAAACGGCACCAUGAGGAAAAGAGACACCACAAAGAAAAGAGACACCAUGAGGAAAAGAGACACAAUUCAGAGGAAAGUGAGGAGGAUGAAGGGCACCAUGGCUUUGAGGAAAGACAGAAUUCCAAGGAAAGCAAAGAGGAGGAAAAACGACACCAUGAGGAAGAGAGACACCACAAAGAAAAGAGACACAAUUCAGAGGAAAGUGAGGAUGAUGAAGGGCACUAUGGCUUUGAGGAAAGACACAAUUCCAAGGAAAGCAAAGAGGAGGAGGAAAAACUACACCAUGAGGAAAAGAGACACCAUGAGGAAAAGAGACACAAUUCAGAGGAAGGUGAAGAGGAUGAAGGGCACCAUGACUUUGAGAAAAGACACAAUUCCAAGGAAAGCGAAGAGGAGGAAAAACGACACAGUGAGGAAAAGAGACACCACAAAGAAAAGAGACAUGAUUCAGAGGAAAGUGAGGAGGAUGAAGGGCACCAUGACUUUGAGAAAAGGCACCCUUCCAAGGAAAGUGAAGAGGAGGAGGAAAAACGACACCAUGAGGAAAAGAGACACAAUUCAGAGGAAAGUGAGGAGGAUGAAGGGCACCAUGACUUUGAGAAAAGACACAAUUCCAAGGAAAGCGAACAGGAGGAAAAACGGCACCAUGAGGAAAAGAGACACCACAAAGAAAAGAGACACAAUUCAGAGGAAAGUGAGGAGGAUGAAGGGCACCAUGACUUUGAGGAAAGACACAAUUCCAAGGAAAGCGAAGAGGAGGAAAAACAACAUCAUGAGGAAAAGAGAAACAAUUCAGAGGAAAGUGAGGAGGAUGAAGGGCACCAUGACUUUGAGAAAAGGCACAAUUCUAAGGAAAGUGAGGAGGAGGAAAGACGACACCAUGAGGAAAAGAGACACCACAAAGUAAAGAUACACAAUCCAGAGGAAAGUGAGGAGGAAGAAGGGCACCAUGAAGAAAAACAACACCAUUCAGUUGAAAGCCGUCACCAUGAACUAAAGAGAAGCCACUCUGAGGAAAGUGAAGAGGAGGAAGAAAAGCGCCACUACAGUGAAGACAAGCACCAGCACUCUGAAGAAAGUGAAGAAGAGACACAGAAACAUCACAGUCAAGAGAAGAGACAUCAUUCUGAAGAAAGUGAAGAGACAGAGAAACAACAUCACAGUCAAGAGAAGAGACGUCAUUCUGAAGAAAGUGAGGUAGUGAAAGAAAGCCCAGAAGGAUACAGGAUUCGUGAAGAUAAAAGGCAAUACCUUGGAGAAGAUAGUGAUGAGGAGCUAAAAAAGAGACACCAUCCUUAUGAGAAGGCACAUUAUAGUGAGGUAGAAGAAAAUAAGCACCAUGGCGAAGAUAAGAGAUUUCAAAGUCAGGAAGGGGAGGAAGUGCUAAGACACAUUCAGAAAAAGAAACAUAUGGGAGAAGAUGAGGACAAAAGGUUAGCUGGUAAUUCCAGUCCCUACCACAAGGAGGUAUGGUGGGAGAAACAUAAUGACAAAAGAGAAAAUCUAGAAAAUGAAGAGGAAAGACACCAGGAAGAAAAACGUCAUUACCCAGAGGCUGUAGAAGACGACUGGUGGGACAAGAGGAGCGACGGUAUGGAAUAUGGACACCACGGAUAUGAGGAGAAACGGAACAACCUUCUGACCCAUCCCUUUCAAGAGAAAAGGCCAUUCUCUGGUAAUAGAAUAGAUGAACUAGCAAAGCUUUUGAAUUACAAGAAGGCAGUUGACUUUCUUUCUGAGGAGAAGAGAAGUCAUCAUGAGUUUCAGGAAGAAAAGAAAAACCCUCAUCAGAGGCCAUUCACGCAAGAGGAGGAGAAAGAACUUCAGAACCUGGCAUCCAUGGACCUACAGCUGCAGAAAAUAGCAGAGAAGCUUCAUGAAAACCGUAGAGGGUGAAAAGAGAUGAAUGCUACUGUGCACUCCAAAGCUAUUCGGAAAAUGAAUGAGUGUAGAAGAUAAAAUAGUAAACCUGCGUGGUUGUUAUAUACACAACAAAACAGAAAAUAACUACUGUCUACAACAUGUAGUGCUUCAUGCACACUGGAUAUAUUUGUAGUGUGCAGUUUUAAUGUUAUUAACUGGCAUGAGAAUUAUUUAGAAAAUAUAGACACGUUUUCAGCCUGUGCACUAACUACCAAUAACUAUCGUGAAGUGAUUGUUUCUGUUCUUGAGAUAUCUGUUUCAGAGUUUGCAAACAAUAAAAUCCAACAUUCUGGGACCAAACUUUUUUUUUUUUGGGAAAAGUUUUUUUAUUAAUCAUGACACAGACCCUAAAAAGAGUAUUAUAUACAAAUACACAUACAUACAGUACUUAGUAAAUACCCUGGUAUCUCUGAAUAGAUAAUUGUCUCCUCUAAAAAAAACAUACAAAAUAUUUUUAUUAUUAUUAUUAUUAUUAUUAUUAUUAUUAUUAUUAUUAUUAUUAUUAUUAUUAUUAUUUAUUUCUUAGCAGACGCCCUUAUCCAGGGCGACUUACAAUUGUUACAAGAUAUCACAUUAUUUUUUACAUACAAUUACCCAUUUAUACAGUUGGGUUUUUACUGGAGCAAUCUAGGUAAAGUACCUUGCUCAAGGGUACAGCAGCAGUGUCCCCACUGGGAAUUGAACCCACGACCCUCCGGUCAAGAGUCCAGAGCCCUAACCACUACUCCACACUGCUGACCCAUGAGCAAGACAUGUCACAGGUAGAAUGGUACUCCAAACUAUUCGUUUUCUAGGAAAGCAGUACAACUGGGGAUGGGGAGUUUGUUGCGGGAUAACUUCACUCAGACUUGUUCACUAAAUACCUUGGUAUUUAAUUGACUCCUCUUUAAAAAAAAAGAUGAUUAUCUAUUCAGAGAUACCAGGGUAUUUAGUAAGGGGUCACAGUAAGGAAACAUGGGCAAUACAAUCCCCACCACUAGUCUUGCAGUACCUCGUUUGUUGUUUCCAAACUUUUGAACCCUACCAAUAUAUAUGUGUGUGUGUGUGUGUCCUACUUUUCAGCUUUAGUACCAUUUUGAACCUUCACAGAUUAUUGUGGAGUUGAAGUUUAUAUCGCUGAUUUGGGUUUGCAGCCACUCAAGUCCCUCAUUUUUGUGUGUUGUUACAGGAAUUAUAAAAAUGCUUUCCUUUCUCAUCCCCUCUGGUCUAUGAAUGCAGACCUUUUAAAAGCAUUUCCCUAGAAAAAGCAAUGAAGAAAUAAUGCAGUAAUAAAGCAGUUAGCUAACCAGUAAUGCCAGGGUGCAGCAAACAAAAAGGGUCACCUUUCUUUACAAAAUAGUGAUACAUACUCUGUCUAAUAUUGUGAUAUCACUAGUCACCAGUGGCAGAUAAUAUCUCUUCAACUGACUUUAAAUACAAACUAAGCUGUCUAGCAAAGUAUAAUUAAUGGUAAGUUCUGUAAAACAAUCGUUCUCAUUUGUCUUCACUUGGCCACUGCAGGGAUCAUGGGAGGUGGAAGAAUAGUGCACUUAGUCUGCAUUUUUAAUGCUGUAAUAAGCCACUCCACUGAAAACUCAUGACAGGCAUUUCUUACAAUUAAAACUGCAGUUCCAAGGGAUUUGUUGAUACUUCAUAUGAAUGAAGUAUAACCUAAAGUCCAUGCAAUAUAAAAUGAUAUACACCACUAUAGCUGGACACAUUCAAUAAGCAUUCAUAAAUAAAGACUGACAUAGUUCCCCUGUCAAGUUUAUGUCUUUGCUCCAGCUCUAUUGUAAAGGUGCUAAAUCAGUUAAUUAUUUAAUUUUACCAAUAAAAAUAAAUGUACUUCUGCACCCGUGAAUUAAUUUUCAGAAUUAUGAGCACAGCUGAGCUGAAGACAGACAUGCAAUAGCCACAUUGUUUUAAUGAAUUAGAGUUUGGUAUUUAAGCUUUGCUGGGAACAUUUCGUUUUUUUACACAAUUACGAACAGAAUUAUUAACUGUACCUGAAGCAUGUUGCUAUAAAGGAUGCACAAGGUCUAUUUAAUUGUGUUAAUUAUGUAUCUGGAUCAUGCUGUGGAAUAAAUUUGUUCCUGAUUACAA